This is a messenger RNA of Sipha flava (yellow sugarcane aphid), 1717 nucleotides long. Its product is annotated as neurotrimin-like. The transcript has 6 exons. Gene Ontology annotation, cellular component: neuron projection membrane. Bases 1 to 885 code for a protein of 294 amino acids. Gene Ontology annotation, biological process: synapse organization. The record is from RefSeq and is a predicted model, not a curated record. NCBI's taxonomy places the organism in Eukaryota, Metazoa, Arthropoda, Insecta, Hemiptera, Aphididae.
AUGUGUCAAAGACUCAAAUGGUUUGGUCAUUACAUGCGAAAAACAGAAACCAAUAAUACGAGAGCAGCAAUUGAAUGGCAACCGACGGGUAAAAGAUCAAGAGGAAGGCCUAGAAAGCGAUGGAUGGAUGGAAUAAGGAAGGACUUAGAAACACUGGAAGUGACAAAUUGGGAAGAUAGAGUGUCGUGGAUUAGGCACCGGGACAUACAUAUCCUGACAGUUGGCGCGUACACGUACACCAGCGAUCAGAGAUUUCAAGCAAUCCACCACAGGUCACACUCGGAUCAAUGGACAUUGCACAUCAAGUGGGCUCAAAAAAGAGACGCCGGCAUCUACGAGUGUCAAGUGAGCACGCAGCCAGUGAGGAGCAUAUUUGUCACGUUAAACGUCGUCGACGAUAAACCGCAGCUCUCGGACAGCGAAGAUGGUCUACUAGACAUGAUGAUAAGAGACGGAGACUUUACAAAAGUACCGUCGGCUUCGAUAUCUGGAGGACCGGACAUACACGUUAACGAAGGAAGCACCAUCAACUUAACUUGCGUUGUGAAGUUUAGUCCAGAACCUCCGGCUUACAUCUUUUGGUACCAUUAUGACGAGGUGAUCAGCUACGACUCGGUUCGAGGCGGCGUGAGCGUGGUAACCGAGAAAGGUGACGUGACGGUCAGUUAUCUACUCAUACAAGACGCGGUGCAAGCGGACUCAGGAAAAUACUCGUGCAACCCGUCGAACGCGGACGUAUCCAGCGUGGUCGUGCACGUCCUAAACGGCGAAAGUCCAGCUGCCAUGCAGACCGGUUCGGCCGGCUUGUCCAACAGUUCCAUCACGAUACUGUGCGUGAUGAUCCUGAGCUGGACGUUCACUCGGACCGACGAUCAGCUGAGAUAAUAAACGCGUCCAUCGUUCCUGUCCAAAAACGAUUAUUAUUAUUUUAUACACGACACGCGUGUGUACUGUGCACCGUUGCACGUUCUAACAUUAAAACCUAAGGAAAAAAUAAUUAAAAUUAAAAUUAAAAUAAAAAAACCGAAAAACUCGUGCGGGCUCGAACAAACGCGUGCCUGCAUUACGCAAUGAUAUUCGUCACUCGCAUAUUAUAACUAACUAUGUACCAUAUGCCUAGUUCGUGUGGACCGUUGACGCGAUGAUGAAAAAUAUUUUAUAAUUUACCUUAAUAUAAUAUAUUAUUAUAUCACUCGUGCCGCGUUCUCGGCAUACUACAUACGUGUGUUUUUAGCAAUUAUUGUGAACGCAUAAAAAUUUAUAUUAUUACAGUUAUAUAUAUAUAUAGUAUAUUGUACAGAAAUUUUUUCCACGCCUAAGGGCGGUUUGUUCCGAUCGGCUUACACGUCCGCAUCGUUGAACAUCAUUUUUUCAUCGGUGGUUGAAGUAAAUGGACCCAUCGUUUUUUCCGUAACUUUUCUACAAAAAUAUUUUACAUUGUUUACUCGAAUGUACGAGAGUAUGUUAUAAUAUAUUUUAUGUUAACCAACGUUGUGUACCGUUUACCUGUACUGCUGCUUGUACACCUAUAUCGUCAUUUGUCGCCGCCACCGCAGCCGCCUGUUCAACGCUAAUUGAUGUAGUGAUAAUAAUUGUUCGGGCAUAAUCGGACAUUUCGCGUGUUCGUUUAACAUUUUUUUUUUUUUUUUUAAAGUUUACUGUCGAAUUAAGUCCGAACACGCGAGAAUUGUCGGAUGGUCCGGAAAAAAAAAAAAAA